Messenger RNA from Tribolium castaneum (red flour beetle), 1183 nucleotides. RefSeq lists its product as uncharacterized. Gene Ontology annotation, molecular function: catalytic activity. Lineage: Eukaryota; Metazoa; Arthropoda; Insecta; Coleoptera; Tenebrionidae. The transcript is spliced from 2 exons. Bases 1 to 1137 code for a protein of 378 amino acids. The record is from RefSeq and is a predicted model, not a curated record.
AUGGCUUCUCUGAAUUUCGCCACAGUCAAUACGGGAGGGAUUUCUCGUAAAUUUGCCUCCUUGAGACAUUUUCUACACAUCGACCAAAUUCACAUCGCAGCAAUCACAGAGACACAAUCCAAACGACCCGUAAACAUCACAGGCUUCCACUCCUACAACAAACCCAGCCCCACAACCCGAGCCAAACACGGCGUCACACUUCUUGUCUCAACUUCACUCGCUUCAUCUCAACACAUCUUACCCCCCCAUCUUGACCACCUUCAAGCCGUUGCAGCCACCAUUCACAUUAACAAUUUAAACAUUCUGUUUAUUUGUUAUUACAAUCCUCCUCUCGAAACCGUCAGUACCCAACUCCUCGAUUACACUUCCACAUUCAGACACGCAGUCAUUCUCGGAGACUUCAACGCUCGACACACCGAUUUUGGUGACACAAUUUCAAACACAAACGGCAGACACCUCACACGCUCUCUCAACACUCUUCCUCUUUGUCGUCUUCGAAAUCAAUUUCCCACACUCAUCAAUCACGUUGGCACAUCGAUCGUAGACCACAUCAUUGUGACCGAUAAUCUCACACACAUCACAAACACAGACUCUUUCAUUGGCACCACAGUCACCUCCGAUCAUCUCCCUCUUGUCUCAAACUUCACACUUCAAGGCCCCCAACCGCGACCCACGCACAUCCCCAUUUUCGAUUUCAACAACACAAACUGGACCGACUUUCAAAAUUACAUCACAAACAACCUCCCACACAUUGACGACACACUUGACCCCAACACCAUUGACACACAAGUAACACAACUAACACAACUCAUCAAACAAGCUCAAACACUUUUUGUACCCAUCAAACACAUUCCAACAAAUCGCAAACCAUUGCCCCCUCAAAUCCUUGCCCUCAUCCGAGUCAAACGCCGAAUUUAUCGCGAAUUCGUGCAAACCAGAUCUCCAGUCCUCAAAACUGUCUUUAACCGUCUCAAUGCACAAAUAAGACGUGACAUCAACCAAUUUCGUCUUGCCCACUGGUCAAACAGUUGUAGCUCCCUCGAUUACCGAGACGGCAAAACCUCCCCCGACUUGACUACGACGCUGACCUCGACCCAGACCCCGACCCAGACUUUCCACCCGACAACCCGGACUUGACCGCUCCAACCACCAACGACGAGAUCAAAGCCCUCAUUAUCCGGCU